AUGCUGACAGAGUACUUCAAGGCAAACAGAGUACACGAACAAGCAAGAGGCAUCCUCUACCGUGACUUCCCCGAGUGGUUUACUUGGCAAACAGGGAAAAAUAGAAAGUUUUGGCAACCGAGGAAACGUGGUGGACAAGUCGGUAGAAUUGUGACGGCCCAUCCGGCCGAGGGGGAACGCUACUACCUCCGGGUUCUACUGAACCACGUGACAAGUGCCACAUCCUAUGAGGACCUGAGGACAGUUGAUGGCGAGAUACUACCGUCCUUCCGUGAUGCUGCGGAGAGAAGGGGACUGAUUGAGGUAGACAAUACGCUGGACGAGUGCCUCACGGAGGCCGAGUUGUUCCAGAUGCCAUCGUCGCUCCGAAGGCUCUUUGCAACAAUAUUGGUAUUUUGUGAGCCCGGCGACGUGCGUGGCCUCUGGAACAGACACCUUGAGGCAAUGUCGGAUGACUACCGCCACACCGAUCAAUGCACACACACGGUCGAGCAGAAGGUUUUGAUAGAUAUUAGGAACAUGCUACAGUCGAUGGGGAAUGAUAUAAGAUCGUUCCCUCUUCCUGAUAUCGAUGAGGCACUUGACAUGGCAAACAGUGUGCCGAGGGAGAUAUUUGAGGAGUCUAUGAUCAGUGUGGACCAUGAGCACAUAGCCUUAUCUGACUCCCUCAACGUCGAGCAGAGGGUCACCUACGACGAGAUUCUAGCCGCGGUUGAUAGCGGCGAAGGAGGCCUGUUCUUCGUUGAUGGCCCUGGAGGCACAGGGAAGACUUUUCUUUACAAGGCACUGCUUGCGACGGUCCACGGCCAGGGGAAGAUCGCCGUGGCGACGGCUACUUUCACAAAGCAAAGUGGGACGGCUAAGCUUCUGCAGGCGGCAUCACUGAUUAUGUGGGAUGAAGCCUCCAUGACUAAGAGGCAGGCGGUGGAGGCCCUGGACAACAGCAUGCGUGACAUAAUGGGUCGGCCAGAUGUCACGUUUGGCGGGAAGACAGUUGUGUUUGGUGGUGACUUUAGACAGGUCCUCCCUGUUGUUCGAAAGGGGUCAAGGUCUCAGAUAGUUGAUUCGAUGCUACACAGGUCCUACCUGUGGGAGCGCAUGCGACACCUAAGGCUCAUGCGUAACAUGAGGGCUCAGAGCGACCCAUGGUUUGCGGAAUACCUACUGCGCAUCGGUAAUGGCACUGAGGAGGGUGAUGGUGAUGGCAAUAUACGACUUCCUGAUGAUAUAUGUGUGCCGUAUACAGGAAAGGACACAGACCUUGAUAAACUUAUAGAUAGCGUGUUUCCGAUGCUCGACGCUAACCUAGCUGACCCGAACUACAUCACGUCGAGAGCCAUCCUAUCCACACGAAACGAGUGCGUGGAUACGAUUAACAUGAAGAUGAUUAGUCGUUUCCGGGGGGACAAGAUGGUGUACCAUAGUUUUGAUUGUGCUGAAGAUGACCCCCACAACUACUACCCCUCGGAAUUCCUUAACUCCUUGACCCCAAACGGGCUGCCUCCGCAUGUGCUGAAGCUCAAGGUUAAUUGUCCUGUCAUACUGCUCAGAAAUAUUGACCCCGCCAAUGGACUUUGCAACGGGACAAGGCUUGUGGUCCGGGGAUUCCAAAGAAAUGCUAUUGAUGCAGAGAUCGUGCUCGGGCAGCAUGCUGGGAAGAGAAUUUUCCUACCUCGUAUCCCCCUAUGUCCCUCUGAUGAUGAGAUGUUCCCUUUUCGGUUCAAGCGAAAGCAGUUUCCUAUCAGGCUCAGCUUCGCCAUGACAAUUAACAAGAGCCACUGCCAGAAGGAACAUCAAGAUCCUCGCCGCCCCGAAUGA
Messenger RNA from Phragmites australis (common reed), 1818 nucleotides. RefSeq lists its product as uncharacterized. NCBI's taxonomy places the organism in Eukaryota, Viridiplantae, Streptophyta, Magnoliopsida, Poales, Poaceae. Gene Ontology annotation, molecular function: DNA helicase activity. The transcript has 3 exons. The record is from RefSeq and is a predicted model, not a curated record. Gene Ontology annotation, biological process: telomere maintenance; DNA repair. The coding region runs from base 1 to 1818 and encodes 605 amino acids.